This is a messenger RNA of Paramuricea clavata, 4207 nucleotides long. The record is from the annotation of a GenBank genome assembly. NCBI's taxonomy places the organism in Eukaryota, Metazoa, Cnidaria, Anthozoa, Malacalcyonacea, Plexauridae.
AUGAAAAAUCGAAGAGAACAAAAUAAUACUGUUGACAAGUUCUACUUAUUAAUACUGUUUUCUGUUGAAGGUACUGUGAUCACGACCUGGGUACGAGCAAUCUGGAUUGAAAACGCAAUUGAGGAGGAAGGUGUUGUUCCAAAAGCACGGAUCCAAGGAAAAACGGUUCGCUGGCCAAUCGGAAUGAAUGUCCUAAGAUCUUUCAACGAGCAAAAAGAACCUUCAGAAGACUGGCAUAAGUUUCCAUUGAUGAAGAUAAAACUGACCUCGGGUUUGUUUCCUGCGCUACUUUUCCAAAUUUGUGUUUACUCGUUCCAUGUGGGAAUUAAUUAAUAUUCCUACUUUUAUCAUUGUACAGAGAAUAGAGAAGAUUGUGAAGCCUAUGAGUUCACAACAAGUGCUGAAAGUGACGAAGAGGAAGGUGAAGGAGAGGAAGGUGACCAAGAGAAAGAGGAAGUUGCACAGAAGAUUCCUGAUAAAGUGCAUCGAUCAAAGAGCAGCAGAGCUGGUUGUUCUUCAGGUUAUAUAUAUAACAUAACACCUGCAGAACUAGUAUUGUUCGAUGCUGAAUUAAUAUAAACGAGUAUGUUUAUGACAUUCAGUAUAUAUUUCAUAAUUUCCAGUCUUAAAUCCGUCUGACCAUGUAGCUCAGUUGGUAGAGCGCCGAUCUAGUAAUUCGAAGAUCACGGGUUCAAGACCCAGCCGCGGCAGACAACAUCUUUCUGCUUGCACUGGCUAUGGAAAUUAUAUAAUACACACUCUAGAACAUUUUCAUCUUAAUAUAUAUAUAUAUAUAUAUACCUGAUACUUUAUAAAUCACAUGUAUACAAUGCGCCAUUUGUUUUUGCAACACGUUAUGCAAUGCUGUAUCAAGACAAAGCUGCCUUGAAGUUCGUGUUCAGGGUGUUUCAGGAUUUUCUGUUUCGUACGUUUUGCAGAGAAGAUUGAGUUUAGCUGAACAAUUGGGGAUCUGUAUUAGCUGCGAGAGGCAAACUUGAGAUGCAGUGUGUUAAAACAGACACCAUAAACUGAUUAAAGAUGGUGAAUGAGUUGUUUUUCUUGUCUUGUGAAAUGAAUUCCAGCCAUUUUUUCUUGAUUGUGGGGUUUCCAGCUGAAACUAAUAUGCAAAUUUAACUGAAACAACUGUAUUUUUACUGCACUGUAUCUUUUGGCGAGAAGAUUGAGUUUCAAAACUCAAUUCAAGAACAGAAAUCCCUGAAAAAACUCUGGUGUUUUAAUGUUUUAUUAUAUGAACACUACUUGAUUUGAAAUUAUUCAAUUUUGUUGAUAUAUCAGGAAGAUUUGCAAUUUUAGAUUUUUAAGUAGGUACAGGACCUAUUUUAUGGCAGUGAUGCAGGCAUAUUCGUGUGUAAAUAUUACAUUUUCUCACUACUAUAGGGUUGCCUCCACCGCCCAAAUUUCAUUCUACUUCUACACCGAAGAAUCCGAUUCCAAAUGAUCAUCCGGUCUGUAGAACUGGACGUCCCACAUCACCACUAGCAGGUGACUUAAAGAUUUCAAAUUGUUUGAGGCAGUCAUCCACAGAGCCAGAGAGAAGUGAAACACGAACCCCAAAACGUACGAGGAAAGACUUAGUCCUGCUUCACCGGGCCGUCAUACAAAGAAAUCAAGACAGGAAAAAGAUUCGUCCAUUGCCACAAGUAACAAGGCUACUUCCUCUGCGAGCUUGUUCCCAAUGAGUGAAUCACGUACGUAUAAACAUCUUAGUGCCGUAAUUAGUAUUGAAAAUAUUUUUGAAAUAAUUCCAAUUACCCUGUCACCAAAAUCCACACAUUCACCUGGCUAUGCAGUUAUAUGCCAUGGUUACGAAGUUGUGUUCUGAGUUUGCAAAUGAGAAUGCGGUGGUAAGGUUCCAUGUUUGUGUGAGUGGGUAAAAGCGAUAAGGUUUCAAAAUAAGAAGAAUUUGUGUUACAGUAAAUAACACUGAUGUUGUAACUUUACGUGAGUGUAAAUGUAGCCGCAUUCCACUGCUAAGCCUUACGAGUAAGCCGGUUAUAGAGUGGAAAUUUAUGCGGCGGGGUAUUCUGCAGUUAAACCUUAUUUUUACUUGUUUGACCGGUGACCUCAUACUUUUCAUAGGUUUUCAGAAAGUGGUACUUCGUCUGCUGAGUGAAAUACGUGACAGCGUGCAACAAGUAGGAAAGCGAUCUGAACCAGCCGAUUCUGACUUUCAUCUUGUUCAAAUGACCAAUAUGGAAGAGUUUAGCGAACUUGAAGAGAAUCUUCUUGACAUUGAAAAAAAGAGAAUAUUGGUAAGCAGGUUUGAAAAUAUUCUUCGUGUCGUAUUCAUUUCAAGAUUUUGGGCAACAGAACUUUGCGUCUGCAGUGUCUGAUACGAUCAUAAUACAAGUAUAUGCGGAAGACCUAUACAGGGUGUAUAGAAAGAACGGAGUCCAUCUUUUAUGUCAAUAAUUUUCAUUGUACAAUAGUCUUUGCCCUUACUUUAAAUCUUGUCCUUUUUUCCAACAAAGGCUCAUUCAUGUUUUAGUGUGAGUUAUAUCUAGGUUAUAGUAGAACAUACUGUACCGUUUUGUGAUGCGGCUUAAUUAUGCCAUUUAAGCUAUGUUAUUGAACAAUUUUUUGAACUUUUCUCGUUGAACUUUUAAUACUUAUUUUAUAGGUAUCUAGAAUUGUAAGAAUAGGUGGAUCUAGUGUCAAUGAUAAUGUUUGCAACAUCAUGACCAGGUAUUUAUCAUUUAACUAAUUAUGUUCUAUAACAGGUACCUAGCAACCAAUCGGGCUGAAGUAGUGUAGUGUACACACGUAAAAACACAGAAGUUGUAACAAACCUGCAACAGACUUGUAGCAAUACCGUUCCACCAACUUGUCAACAAGAUGUGUUGUUUGCACUGCUUGUUCCCAGCUUGUUGACAAGUUGUCAACGGCUUGUUGACAACUUGCUACAAGAUUGUUGGGCUCAACAGACUUGUUACGAUGUCCUGUUAGUUCUUAUCAUCCUGCAAUUCAACAAUUUGUCAACAAGUUGUGUGAGUGACAAUCUUGUAGCAACUUGAUAAAAUAACAGCAUUGUUACAACUUGUUGACAAGCUUGUUACAAGUCUGUUGCGAACACAUCUUCCUGACAAAUUGUGAGAUUUUUACGUGUGUAGUCUGUGUACAACAACUAUAGUUGUCAUGAAGCAAGUCCAUGCCUGAUAAGAUUACAGCAUUACAUUAUAUACGACGUUUUAUUCCUAGUACUUGCUUACUAAUUCAGCUAAUUCGGUUUUUUGAGAACCAUUUUCAUUUGUCAGCCUGAAGUGGUUGUUGAACCAUUGUUCUUCCAUGCGGGGCUUUAUUGUAUUUGGAAACUUAGAAGUUAAAGGUUAAAGUAUAUUGACUCUUUCGCAGAUUUUGACUGUCAAUCUAUAGUACGUACUAGUUAUUUUUCGUGUGCAUGACUUUCGAAUUUUCUUUCACCAUUCUUAUUUCUUAGACUGACGACGAAUGAACUUAUGUCAACAUUCAACAUGGAUGGCCAUCGAAAGAAAACUGCGUUUCGGACGACUGUGUUGUUUCAAAUAAUAAAAGGUAAUUAAUAUAUUACUCGUACUUAACAAUUUGAGGUCAUCCGAACAUUUGAAUUCACCUUUACAGGCUCUAGAUAGUUUUCCGCAUGGGGCUGAAGUGAUUUUGCAUUUUUUUAAUUAGACAAUAAAUAAAUUAAUGAGUGGAAUUUGGGAAAACAAGAAAUUAUGUGGAAACACGAUGCCCACAGGGCGGACUGUUUUCACACAAUUUUGAGUUUUCCCAAUUUCCACGAGUGUUGAUAUAACUAUAUAUCAAUACGGAAAAAAUGUUUUAUAUUUGUUUUAUAAUAUAGCACAAAGAAACAUAAAGAAAGAAAUUUCCGACGUUUCUGUGUUGACAUUGAAUUAUAUCAACACGGCUCUUAGCCAAUCAGCGUUCAGAAUUUACAAAUGCCAUUAUAUAACAUAUUGCUAUUAUAAAAAAUGUUAUUAUAUUACUACAAAUGCUAUUAUAUAACAUUACAAAUGCUAUAUUAUAUAACAUAUAUAUGCAUGCUCACUAAUUUUACAUCGUUUUCUUUGCAGAGAGUGUGUUGAAGAAUUUCGCAAGCAGCGAGAAUGUGAUUACAGAAGCUGUUCAAUGUUUCUUAAAAUACGCUCCCGAUCGUAAAGGUGGAGACAGAGAAAAAGUCCGAACAGACAAUCCAAAAGAAUAA